This is a messenger RNA of Hipposideros armiger (great roundleaf bat), 6064 nucleotides long. RefSeq names its product microtubule associated serine/threonine kinase 2 (gene MAST2). The coding region runs from base 301 to 6006 and encodes 1901 amino acids. Gene Ontology annotation, cellular component: microtubule cytoskeleton. Lineage: Eukaryota; Metazoa; Chordata; Mammalia; Chiroptera; Hipposideridae. The transcript is spliced from 29 exons. The record is from RefSeq and is a predicted model, not a curated record. Gene Ontology annotation, molecular function: ATP binding; microtubule binding; magnesium ion binding. Gene Ontology annotation, biological process: cytoskeleton organization; intracellular signal transduction; peptidyl-serine phosphorylation.
GCUGGCUCUGGAUCCGUGGCGGUGGUGGCGGCGGCGGCGGCCGGUGGCUGGCCAAGCGUGUGCCGGGUGGGAGAAGACGAGGCGGCGGCGAUGCUGCCACCUCGGUAAGGAACGUGGAGGAGGCCGCGGCUCUUGAGGCCCCAGAAAGCGCGGAGGAGCUGCUAGCUGCGGUCGGUGGCUUCGGGCGCCCGCCGGGCCAUGGUGGCUGCGGGUGGUGGUUGGCGCGGUAGCGCUGCGGCCCGGAGCCGUGCGGGGCCAGGACAGUCGCGGCGCUAACGUCCGCGGGGCCCAGCCGCAGAUAUGAAGCGGAGCCGCUGCCGUGACCGACCGCAGCCGCCGCCGACGCCCGACGCCCGCAGGGAGGAUGGGGCUCAGCGGACGGCGGAGCUACCCCAGCCCUUGCCCCCGCGCCGGCGAGCGCCGCCCGGGAGGCAGCGACUGGAGGAGCGGACCGGGCCUGCGGGGCCGGGGCCCGAGGUCAAGGAGCAGGAUGUGAUAACUGGACUUAGUCCCCUGCUCUUUAGGAAGCUCAGUAAUCCUGACAUAUUUUCAUCCACUGGAAAAGCUAAACUUCAACGACAACUUAGUCAGGAUGACUGUAAGUUACGGAAAGGAAGCCUGGCCAGUUCUUUGUCAGGUAAGCAACUGCUCCCCUUGUCCAGCAGUGUGCACGGCAGUGUGGCGCAGGUGGCGUGGCCAUCCUCAGGAGAAGCAUCAAACCUUGUUCGAAUGAGGAACCAGUCCCUGGGACAGUCGGCACCUUCUCUUACUGCUGGCUUGAAGGAGUUGAGCCUUCCAAGAAGAGGCAGCUUAAUCUCCUCUCUUUGCCGAGGAUCUGAAGUAAACCAGCACAUGUUUUCACCCACAUCGGCUCCAGUCCUAUCCCUCAUUAAAGUCCCAUAUAGUGCUGACUGUGCUCUGGCUGCUUCUCCUCUUGCGUUUUUCAUGAACCCACAAGCCCAUAGCAGUCCUGGCAGUCCCUGUUCCAGCCGCCCACUGCAGUGGAGUUGUCGGACAAGUAACCGCAAGAGUUUGAUUGUGACCUCUAGCACAUCACCUACACUACCACGGCCACACUCACCACUCCAUGGCCACACAGGUAACAGUCCUUUGGACAGCCCCCGGAAUUUCUCUCCAAACGCACCUGCUCACUUUUCCUUUGUUCCUGCCCGUAGGACUGAUGGACGGCGCUGGUCUUUGGCCUCUUUACCUUCUUCAGGCUAUGGAACCAACACUCCUAGCUCUACUGUCUCAUCAUCAUGCUCCUCACAGGAAAAGCUGCACCAGUUGCCCUUUCAGCCUACAGCUGAUGAGCUGCACUUUUUGACAAAGCAUUUCAGCACAGAGAGUGUCCCAGACGAGGAGGGACGGCAGUCCCCAGCCAUGCGGCCCCGUUCCCGCAGCCUCAGUCCUGGACGAUCCCCAGUUUCCUUUGACAGUGAAAUAAUAAUGAUGAAUCAUGUAUACAAAGAAAGAUUCCCCAAGGCAACUGCACAGAUGGAAGAGCGCCUAGCAGAGUUCAUUUCCUCCAACACUCCAGACAGCGUGUUGCCCUUGGCAGAUGGAGCCUUGAGUUUUAUUCAUCAUCAGGUGAUUGAGAUGGCCCGAGACUGCCUGGAUAAAUCUCGGAGUGGCCUCAUUACAUCACAGUACUUCUACGAACUUCAAGAGAAUUUAGAGAAACUUCUGCAAGAUGCUCAUGAGCGCUCAGAGAGUUCCGAAGUGGCUUUUGUAAUGCAGCUGGUGAAAAAGCUGAUGAUUGUCAUUGCGCGCCCAGCUCGUCUCCUGGAAUGCCUGGAGUUUGACCCUGAAGAGUUCUACCACCUGUUAGAAGCAGCUGAGGGCCAUGCCAAAGAGGGACAAGGGAUUAAAUGUGACAUUCCCCGCUACAUCGUUAGCCAACUGGGCCUCACACGGGAUCCCCUAGAGGAAAUGGCCCAGUUGAGCAGCUAUGACAGUCCUGAUACUCCAGAGACCGACGAUUCAGUCGAGGGCCGUGGGGCAUCGCUGACAUCUAAAAAGACACCCUGUGAAGAGGACUUCGAAACCAUUAAGCUCAUCAGCAAUGGCGCCUAUGGGGCUGUAUUCCUGGUGCGGCACAAGUCUACCCGGCAGCGCUUUGCCAUGAAGAAGAUCAACAAGCAGAAUCUGAUCCUGCGGAACCAAAUCCAGCAGGCCUUCGUGGAGCGCGACAUACUGACUUUUGCCGAGAACCCCUUUGUGGUCAGCAUGUACUGCUCCUUUGAGACCAAGCGCCACCUCUGCAUGGUGAUGGAGUAUGUUGAAGGAGGAGACUGUGCCACGCUGCUAAAGAACAUCGGGGCCCUGCCUGUGGACAUGGUGCGUCUGUACUUUGCGGAAACUGUGCUCGCCCUGGAGUAUUUACACAACUAUGGCAUCGUGCACCGUGACCUCAAGCCUGACAACCUCCUGAUUACAUCCAUGGGGCACAUCAAGCUCACUGACUUUGGCCUUUCUAAAAUUGGCCUCAUGAGUCUCACAACAAACUUGUACGAGGGCCACAUUGAAAAGGAUGCCCGGGAGUUCCUGGACAAGCAGGUAUGCGGAACCCCGGAGUACAUUGCGCCCGAGGUGAUCCUGCGUCAGGGAUAUGGGAAGCCAGUGGAUUGGUGGGCCAUGGGCAUAAUCCUGUAUGAGUUCCUGGUGGGUUGCGUCCCGUUCUUUGGAGACACUCCGGAGGAGCUGUUUGGGCAAGUGAUCAGUGAGGAGAUUGUGUGGCCUGAGGGGGAUGAUGCACUGCCGCCAGAUGCCCAGGACCUCACCUCUAAACUGCUCCACCAGAACCCCCUGCAGAGACUGGGUACAGGCAGUGCCUAUGAAGUGAAGCAGCAUCCGUUCUUUACUGGUCUGGACUGGACAGGACUGCUUCGCCAGAAAGCUGAAUUUAUCCCUCAGCUGGAGUCAGAGGAUGAUACCAGCUACUUUGACACCCGCUCAGAUCGAUACCACCACAUGGACUCGGAGGAUGAGGAGGACGUGAGUGAGGACGGCUGCCUUGAGAUCCGCCAGUUCUCCUCCUGCUCUCCAAGGUUCAGCAAGGUGUCCAGUAGCAUGGAGCGGCUCUCGCUGCUUGAUGAACGCCGGACACCACCCCCCACCAAGCGCAGCCUGAGCGAGGAGAAGGAAGACCGCUCCUCCGAUGGCCUGGCAGGGCUGAAGGGCCGAGACCGGGGCUGGGUGAUUGGCUCCCCUGAGAUAUUGCGGAAGCGGCUGUCGGUGUCUGAGUCAUCCCACACAGAGAGUGACUCAAGCCCUCCACUGACAGUACGACGCCGCUGCUCAGGCCUCCUGGAUACGCCGCGAUUCCCUGAGGGCCCUGAGGAGGCUAGUAGCACCCCCAGGAAGCAGCAACAGGAGGGUACAUGGCUUCUGACACCUCUACCUGGAGAAGGGGUAUCUGGGUCUAUCCCUGAACGGCCAGUGGAACGGCAGCUGCAGCUGGAUGAAGAGCCUGUCAGCCAGAGCAGUGGUUCCAGUCCAGGUGUGGCCCAGCAGGUGGCCAAAAGGCCCAGGCUGAAGGAUACUGCAGGGAGGCGGGGCGGGGAGGCUCAGCUGCAUUGCAGGUCUCAUGGCUCACUUGGGCCCACAGCCAUGGAGACGCGAGGCCAUGGGAUGCCACAGCUGGCUGAGGGAGCCACAGCCAAGGCCAUCAGUGACCUGGCGGUGCGCAGGGCCCGCCACCGGCUGCUCUCCGGGGACUCUAUAGAAAAGCGCACCGCUCGUCCCAUCAACAAAGUGAUCAAGUCUGCUUCAGCCACAGCUCUGUCCCUCCUCAUUCCUGCAGAACACCACACCUGUUCUCCAUUGGCCAGCCCCAUGUCCCCGCAUUCCCAGUCAUCCAACCCGUCAUCCAGGGACUCUUCUCCAAGCAGGGACUUCUUGCCAGCCCUCGGCAACGCGAGGCCCCCCAUCAUCAUCCACCGAGCUGGCAAGAAGUAUGGCUUCACCCUGCGGGCCAUCCGUGUCUACAUGGGUGACUCGGACGUCUAUACUGUGCACCACAUGGUGUGGCAUGUGGAGGAUGGAGGUCCAGCCAGUGAGGCGGGGCUUCGUCAGGGAGACCUCAUCACUCACGUCAAUGGGGAGCCUGUGCAUGGGCUGGUGCACACAGACGUGGUGGAGCUGAUCCUGAAGAGUGGAAACAAGGUGUCUAUUUCAACAACUCCCUUGGAGAACACAUCCAUUAAGGUGGGGCCAGCUCGGAAAGGCAGCUACAAGGCCAAGAUGGCCCGGAGGAGCAAGCGGGGCCGGGGCAAGGACGGGCAAGAAAGCAAAAAGAGGAGCUCCCUAUUCCGGAAGAUCACCAAGCAGGCAACCCUGCUCCAUACCAGCCGCAGCCUGUCUUCCCUUAACCGCUCACUGUCAUCAGGGGAGAGCGGGCCGGGCUCUCCCACACACAGCCACAGCCUUUCCCCCCGAUCUCCCACGCAGGGCUACCGGGUGACCCCUGAUGCUGUGCAUUCAGUGGGAGGGAAUUCAUCACAGAGCAGCUCCCCCAGCUCCAGCGUGCCCAGCUCUCCAGCCGGCUCUGGGCACACACGGCCCAGCUCCCUGCACGGUCUGGCACCUAAGCUCCAACGCCAGUAUCGCUCUCCAAGGCGCAAGUCAGCAGGCAGCAUCCCACUGUCACCACUGGCGCACACCCCUUCUCCACCGCCAGCUGCUUCACCCCAGCGCUCCCCAUCGCCUCUGUCUGGCCAUGGAACCCAGGCCCUCCCCACCAAGCUUCACUUGUCGCCUCCCCUAGGCAGGCAACUCUCACGGCCCAAGAGUGUGGAGCCACCCCGCUCACCACUACUUAAGAGGGUACAGUCAGCUGAGAAACUGGCGGCUGCACUUGCUGCUUCUGAGAAGAAGUUAGCCGUUUCUCGAAAGCAGAGCCUUGACCUGCCUUAUCCUGAGCUAAAGAAGGAACUGCCACCCAGGGAAAUCAGCCCUCUGGAGGUAGUUGGGACCAGGAGUGUGCUGUCUGGAAAGGGGACGCUGCCAGGGAAGGGGGUGCUACAGCCUGCUCCCUCACGGACCCUGGGCACCCUCCGACAGGACCGGGCUGAACGGCGAGAGUCACUGCAGAAGCAGGAAGCCAUCCGUGAAGUUGACUCUUCAGAGGAUGACACCGAUGAGGGGCCUGAGAACAGCCAAGGUGUACAGGAGCCAAGCUUGGUACCUAACCCAGAAGUGGGCCAGGAUCCACCCCUCAGAGGAGAGGGUGAGGAAGAAGAUGCCUUCUUGCCCAGGGACCACAGGAGGCAGGGCCCAGUGGUCCCAGGCCUAUUGACAGGGAUCACACUGGAGCCUCUCAGAAUGGAAGGCCCUAGUGUCCCCCAGAGGAGGCUGGGCAUCCCACAAGUCUUUGAGGAGGCUGCCAGCUCCUUGACACCAGCUUCCAGCCUGGGUAGGGCUGGACCCACAGACCCCAUCCCCCCUGAAGGCGGCCUAAAGGCCCAGCACCUCCACACCCAGGCACUAGCAGCACUUUGUCCCAGCCCUUCAGGACUCAUCCCUACCAGUUGCCCCGCUGCUUCCUCCACCUCUGGAGAGCCAGGCCCAUGGUUGUGGAAAUUCCUUAUUGAGGACCCAGACCAGGCCUUCUCAAGCAGAAAGGCAACAAUGGAAGGUGGGCUGGUCAGCCCCCAGGGUUUGAAAACCACAACUCUAGCUCACCCUGAGAACCUGUGUCCCAGGCAGGAGGGGAAGUCAUGGCCACCCAGUGCCCCUGCGCUGGCCCAUCCACCUUGUGAGCUUCCCAGCCAAAGCUGGCUAUGGAAGCCUGAGUGUGCACAAACAGAGAAAGAGCAGCCAGCCCUGGGCAUCACCAAAGUGCCUGACGCCUCAGGUGACAGGAGGCAGAACGUUCCACGCAGAAGCUGCCCUCUCACCCAGGAGCCUGGGCCCAGCCUGCUUCAGAGGGGCCAAGACCCAGGGGGCCCUCAAAAGCUUCAGGACUUGGCACUGACACCCGAUGAGCUUUUAAAGCAAACAUAGCAUUUGUUUGCCAUUUCUUGCACUCAGACCUGUGUAAUACAUGCUCUUGGAAACCAUC